Neltuma alba is the source of this 1605-nucleotide messenger RNA. Its product is annotated as dof zinc finger protein DOF5.6-like. The record is from RefSeq and is a predicted model, not a curated record. Gene Ontology annotation, biological process: regulation of DNA-templated transcription. Gene Ontology annotation, molecular function: DNA binding; DNA-binding transcription factor activity. Lineage: Eukaryota; Viridiplantae; Streptophyta; Magnoliopsida; Fabales; Fabaceae.
GGCUCACCUUUUUCUUCCUUCUUAAUCACUGCCAGUGUUGGUUCGUCCCAAGCUAGUAGUCUCACCACUCCACACUAAGAAAAUAUUCCCCUUUCUCUUAACACUUCCUGGCUGGCUGGCUGGCUGCUUCUCUUUCUUUCUCUGUGCAAUGCUGAUCAUGAACUGCUAGCGGAGCGUGAAGUUUGAUAGGGAUCUGCUCCUAGGAGAAGGCCUUCUUCCUGGUUUAGAUUCGCUUGUGAAUGGGUUUUUCUUCUCUGCACGUCUGCAUGGAAUCAUCAGAUCACUGGCUCCAGGGCACAAUUCACGAGGAAUCUGGAUUGGAUUCAUCUUCACCAUCAGGAGACAUGCUUACAUGCUCCAGGCCCAUGAUAGAGAGGAGGCUAAGACCUCCACAUGACCAAGCCCUCAAGUGCCCUAGGUGUGACUCCACACACACCAAGUUCUGCUACUACAACAAUUACAGCCUCUCUCAGCCAAGGUACUUCUGCAAAACUUGCAGAAGGUACUGGACUAAAGGUGGUACUCUCAGGAACAUCCCUGUUGGUGGUGGUUGCAGAAAGAACAAGAAAGUUUCUAACAAGAAAUCCAAUAAUGACCCAUCACAUAAUAAUCAAAACCAACCAUUACAGCCUGCAGGGAUAGCCACCUCUUAUAAUCACCAUAACAACCCUAAAGACCAUCUUCAACUUUCUUUCCCAGAUGCGCAGUUUUCUCACAUUGGUAACUUACUGGGAAACCCUAAUUUCAUGCUUGAGAACCCCAGGCCUAUUGACUUCAUGGAAAGUAGGUGGGAAGGGAUAAUUGGGAGUACAUCUAGGAACUUCCAUUUUCUGGGAAAUAGUGACAUGGGUAUGGGAAUUGAGGUCGGAGAGACUAAUGGUCAUCACAAUGGGUUGCAGCCAAAUUUUCACAGUCUUUGCUCUCCAUCGGGAUUUGGGGGUAUGUCAUCUUUUGAUGGUAAUGACAAUAGUGGAGGUACUUAUAAUAUCAUGGACUCUUCUUGCCAGAGACUGAUGCUGCCAUAUGAUCAUGCCAAUGAGGACCCAAAUGCCACAAUUGAUGUGAAGCCAAACCCUAAGCUUUUGUCUCUUGAAUGGCAGGACCAGGGUUGCUCGGAUGCUGGAAAGGAGUCGUUUGGGUAUCUUAACGGUCUAGGACCAUGGACCGGCAUGAUCAACGGCUACGGUUCUUCCACGACAAACCCUCUGGUCUAAAUCUCACUACUUCAGAUGAGUGAGUCUAUCACAUCUCAGUUAUUUCUAUAUAUAAAAUAUUCCUAAGCCUUUGAUAGGAAGGUUCCUGGUUCCUUCUAUCUGGGCGGUCUAUAGUUUCUGCAUUGACUUGGCAAAGGAGUGUGAACAAGAAGCUUCAGAGUCCAAUAUCGACUGCCUUGGUGGGUUUACUUUUGGUUCAUAUAUAUUCGUGUCUUUGUGUGUGUAACAUAUGUGAAAUUAAAGCUUUGAUUAGGAUUUUGUUGUAACAUCGAGGAGGAUAUGGUAGUUCUUUUUUCGGUUAAAGAAAAUGCAGUCAAUAGUAGUACCAUUAUCUUUAUAAGUUCUUGUCCCUAUGUGCUUUUGUGAUAUAAUAUUAUGUCCCCAGAUUAAA